UCCACUCGUUCAACACCCAGUCCCCGUCGUUCACACUGCCCAAAUACAAUCCCUACCAUUAACCUCACCUCCAUCCAACCAAGUCCCCUCCCCUCCCCCUCCAAAAAAAAAGAAAUCCACAAUGGGCGAAGGCCAAGAAUGGACCAACGGCUUCUGGGACUGUUGCUCCCCAUGCAAGAUCUGCUGCCUCGCCUUCUGGUGCCCCUGCUGCCUCUUCGGCCGCACCGCCUCGCGACUCAAGGACCCAGCCCUGAAGGAACAUGGCUCGAUGAAUGGUGAUUGCUGCCUCUACUGCCUAGUCGGCUACUGCGGACUGGGCUUCAUCCCGCUGAUGAUGAAGCGGGGCAAGCUGCGCGAGAAGUUCCAGCUCGAGGGGUCCGGGUGCGGCGACUGCUUCAAGUCGUUCUGCUGCCCGUGCUGCACGCUGAUGCAGAACGAGAAGGAGGCCGAGAGCCGCGCCGGCCUGCUGGAGAAGGGCGGGUAUCAGGCUCCUGCGGGGAUGGAGUAUAAAUGAUUUUGUGUCUGCCAGUGGUUGCUGUAGGGGGUUGAG
Aspergillus brunneoviolaceus CBS 621.78 is the source of this 550-nucleotide messenger RNA. Its product is annotated as PLAC8 family protein. The transcript has 3 exons. The record is from RefSeq and is a predicted model, not a curated record. NCBI's taxonomy places the organism in Eukaryota, Fungi, Ascomycota, Eurotiomycetes, Eurotiales, Aspergillaceae. The coding region runs from base 122 to 514 and encodes 130 amino acids.